AUGCCCGAUUUCCCUAAGCGAGUUUCCUUUACCAAGGCCUGGCACACAACGCCAUAUCCGUUCAUUUCUCCAACAAGAGCAGGACUUUCGGCGACUGGCAAGAACGUAGUGGUAACCGGUGGCGGGACGGGCAUCGGGCUUGCGACUGCAAUCGCUUUUGCGGAAGCUGAGGCUAAGUCUGUCUCAAUCGUUGGACGUCGACUAGACAAGCUCCAAGCUGGAGUAGAGUCCAUCAAGGCAAUGCCUGAAUUUACGAAGACACAAGUCUUUUACCAAGUCGCAGAUCUUUCAGAUGCCGAGCAAGUCAAGUCGGCCUUCAAAGCAAUCGCUGACGAAGUUGGCAAUAUUGACAUCCUUGUCUCAAAUGCCGGUGUACUCCCGCCAUUCGGGCCGAUCGUGGGCUAUAAUCCGGAUGAUCUUGUGCGAGGGUUCGAUGGUAACGUGUUCAGUGCAUUCAAUGCUUUCCAGGCAUUCAUGCCUCUUGCUGGACCUAAUCCGAUCAUUCUCAACAUUUCGACUUGUUUGGCGAAUAUCACUCCAGUUCCAAUGGUAAGCGCCUAUGCGAUCACCAAGGCUGCUGCCUUGAAGAUGAUGGAAUAUCUGGGAGCUGAGAACCCUCAUCUCCGGGUUGUCAAUAUCCAGCCAGGAUGGGUCCCGACUGAUAUGAACGGACAUCAGAGCGAGGCUCCAGAUGUUGGUAAGUUUGGCGCGAAGUAUUUUCUAUCUUAUAGACCUGUGUGA
Messenger RNA from Penicillium daleae, 741 nucleotides. Its product is annotated as SDR family NAD(P)-dependent oxidoreductase. The transcript has a single exon. Gene Ontology annotation, molecular function: oxidoreductase activity. Bases 1 to 741 code for a protein of 246 amino acids. The record is from RefSeq and is a predicted model, not a curated record. Lineage: Eukaryota; Fungi; Ascomycota; Eurotiomycetes; Eurotiales; Aspergillaceae. Gene Ontology annotation, cellular component: cytosol.